Molecule: messenger RNA, 810 nt
Organism: Thyridium curvatum
Lineage: Eukaryota; Fungi; Ascomycota; Sordariomycetes; Thyridiales; Thyridiaceae
Exons: 2
Coding region: 1-810 (269 amino acids)
Biological process (GO): regulation of signal transduction
Molecular function (GO): protein phosphatase inhibitor activity
Source: RefSeq, a predicted model, not a curated record
AUGGCCUCUGUUAUUGACUCGACCGAACAACCCCACAGCCCUCCUGGGCCCAAUGCUAGACGCCCCAAGGGCAUCCUAAAGAACUCGUUCCAGAGGUCACCGCCCACCUCGCCCAUUGCGACGACAGCCCAGCCUUCCGUCGAGACGGACCACAGCAACGUCAGCGAGAAGGAGCUGACCAUCCAGAACACACAGCGUAAUGCCGGCCACAGGCGCUCCUCCUCUGCCGCGCGACCCACGGGAUCGCGCCGACAAUCCAGCCGCACCCCGUCCCAUCACGGUGAUGAAGACCUCGAGUCCUCUCAGCGCCUCAAGUGGGACGAGGCCAACCUGUACCUCACCGAACAAGAGCGCACGGCUACCAUGAAGAUCACCGAGCCCAAGACUCCCUACGCAAAGCACUACGAUCCCACCGAAGACCCCAGCGACGAUGAGGAUGCCGAGAUGGGUGGCACAAAGGGUCGCGAGGACGACAUUCCCGGCCUGUCGCUCGGCGAGCCCGAGGAGGAGGUCCCCGAAGGCGAGUUUGCCAGGCGGCCCAGCAAGGUCCACGUCGACGACGCCGGGAGCGGCCACGACAACGAUGACGAAGAGUUUGCCGGCAUGUCCCCCGAGGAGCGCGAGAAGCACCGCCGCUUCGCCCAGCUGCGCAAGAGGCACUACGAUAUGGGAGGUGUUGCCCAGCUGCUGGGCCACCCGGAGAAGCUCGAUGACUUGGCGGAUGAAGAAGACGACGACAGCGGAGCCGGCCGGCCCCCUGUUCCGCCUCUGCCUAGGAGCGAUCGGAAUACCAACGGCCGAGCUGCGUAG